UCUGAGCGUCGCUUUACAGAAAGCGGAGACCAUUCACUUCGCAGCUGCAUCGACAUCUGUCUGGUGUCGACGGUGGUUUCGCUCUCCGUUUCCAGUGCGAGAAGGAUACGUGCUUGAAGCCACCAAUUGGAAAAAAAGUCAAUAUGAGUGGGUACGUCGGUGACCUUAGUAUCAAGCAAGAGAACGCACUUCAACAGUUUCGAGAACAAGCGGGCCAUCUCCUAGGCAAGGAUGACAGCGACUAUGCCUGUUUACGAUGGCUACGAGCCAGAAACUUCGAUGUACAGCAAGCGAAGAACAUGUUGCAAAAGCACAUGACCGUGAGGAAACAGCAGAACAUAGAUAAUAUGCUGAAGGACUAUCAACCAAGACCGUUCAUCAAAAAGAACCUCAUUGGUGGCUGGUGUGGCUUCGACAAGAACGGAGGUCCCAUCUGGUUAUAUCCUUUUGCCGGACUCAAUGUCAAAGCUCUCCUUCGCGGAGCGAGCAGCGCGGAAAUCCUGAAGCAAAUGACGUACCGCUGUGAGCUGAGCGUCAAGCUAAUGGAGGAACAGAGCAUGAAGCUGGGACGUAACAUCGAAACCCACACGUGCAUCUUCGACUUCGGCGGUUUUUCCAUCAUUCAGGCGUUCCAGCCUGACGUGCUCAGUCUGCUAUCGGGAUUUAUUAGCCUCUACGAAGCCAACUACCCAGAAAGGAUGCAGGAAGCGGUCGUCAUUAAUGCUCCUACGCUAUUCACCGUUCUGUUCAAUCUGUUAAAGCCUCUACUGAAUGGAAGGACGCUGCAGAAGGUAUCCAUCUUCGGAAAGGAUAACUGGAGAGAGUUCCUAUUGGAACGCAUCGACAAGGAUCAACUCCCGGUACACUGGGGCGGCACAAAAACCGAUGAGAAUGGAGACCCCAUGUGUUCUUCUCUGAUAAACGUCGUCACCCCUAUACUGGAAGAAGAGUACAAAGGGAUCCGUAUGUCAAAAGCGGAUGAAGUGACCUGGGUGACUGUGGAAAGACGAGCGGUCCACGAAGUUCCAGUCGAGGUUGCAAACACUGGAGACACACUGUGCUGGGAAUUCGAGACAGAGCAGCACGACAUCGCCUUCUCCAUUGUCCGCCGGUCGGCUCUCGACGAUCAAGAGGAAGAAGAAGAGGAGGUGCAUCCGUGGGAACGCCUUGAUGCCCAUAUCCGAAUGCAGGAGGGCAGCAUCAUCUGCGAUAAGCCAGGAACCUAUGUACUGAAGUUCGACAACAUGUACAGCUCCUACCGAAGUAAGAAGUUGGGAUACGUUAUUCAUGUGGUGCCCACAGCGUCGGACGACAAAAAUGACGUUUCGACUGAUCUCUGAAUGCUGAAACGACAAAUACGGGACCUUCAUCAUACACCCUUUUGUCAGAGGGAUGUUGUGACGGGACCCACCGUCUAAGCGUCUGCGCAUAUAGUCAACCUACACGUCCUUCUCGUACAUGGCUCAUGUACCGAGAAAUUGAUUGCACAGAGCUGUAUUUUUCGUUCGGCAUAGAACUACUUUGUAGCGCCACUGUGUGGCGACUAUAAGCGACAUCUGCAAAUGGUGUCUUACAUCCGUGUCCGUCGAUAACGCGUGCAGGACACAUCCUACAAGCGCGAGGUAAGCUCAGCGCACGGUCCUUUCUUGCUCAAUCGCGACAUGUUUGGCGUACGGCCACACUCUAUGAAAAAAAAGGAGUAAAAUGGGGAGUAAUUGCAGCUUCUAGUCCCCUAGACUGCAAUUACUCCCCAUUUUAGUCCCCUAACCUCGAAAUUUACUCCCCGGGACUGCAAAUAGUCACUGAACUUCACAAAUGGUCUUCCGAAUGCAGCAGUCUACGUAAAUAUGUAAGCUUGGUCAAUUUGAUGGCAUAAUGCUGGUAUAACUCAGCCACCUUCACACUUUUCCACCAACACAGAGUAAGAAACAGUUAGCGCUUCUUUCUUCACAAAUUGUACCCUAUGUAUGUCGCAAGGUUUUAUAUCAGUCGAUAUAUCACGGUUGACGGUUUGAUUCGAAGUAUUUUCAUGCAUGCACACGAAUCAUGUAUCUGGGACUCUUAGAACAGAGCGUGAAACGCAGUCUCCACUCUGUGACAUUCAUUUACUCCCGUGAAUUUACUCCCUAAAAGGACUAUUUUUUGUGGCAAUGCAUCUAGUCCCCAAAAGGAGUAAAAUUACUCCCUUUUUUUUUCUUACAGUGCAGGGUCCACCUAGGACACCUUGUAUUUGUACGAUUUCCCCAGAAUCGCGUGUCGUUUGAGGGAUCCCGUGCGGGGAAAGAACGGGACGUCUUCUACACGAGCAGAUAACGUAAAAUUUUUUGGGGGAAGGCCGUCUCCGGCCAUCAAACAACAACAACAACAACUUUAUUUUCGGCCUUGGAGAGUGGGGAGUUUCAUCGCAACAGGCGAUACUCUACCCCAGUGCUUGGUGGAAUGGGGGGAAUAAAAUAACGAGCCCCUUUACAAUAACGAUCGAAGUCCGAUGGUGUCCAGAAAUGUCAGAAGAGCUUUGAGCGCAGAGCGUUGCUGGGCUGGAUUGGGCCAGGGACCAAGCAAUCCGGCCCGGACCGCAAGGGACCCAAGCAAGGGACCGGCCAUCAAGAUUGUGAUAACACUUCAUGAAACAAAGAGAGAAUGGGACUUAAUCGCUAUUAAACUCGAAUCCUCCUUGGCAAAUGGCACUAUCAGCUCCAAGAAGAACGCAGACAUCAGUGAGAAAGGAUUGACUUUCCUCCUUUACGCGUUAUCUAAUGUUUUAUAUUUAUGGUCUUUCUGGUUUCUUAUUAUCUUUGUCCGACGGAAACUUUCGAAUUGCCUGUUCGGAAAUUCCACAGUCUGUUGCGUGCUGUGAAGACGUGAAGACAUCUUUUAUGUACAUAAUACUUGUAAUAUGUAUGUAUGUAUGUAUGUAUGUACUCUGUGCCUUGUAUAUGUACUUUUAUGGACAUAAUACAUGGUACUUGCAAAGCGUGA
Ornithodoros turicata is the source of this 2979-nucleotide messenger RNA. RefSeq names its product SEC14-like protein 2. NCBI's taxonomy places the organism in Eukaryota, Metazoa, Arthropoda, Arachnida, Ixodida, Argasidae. The coding region runs from base 144 to 1340 and encodes 398 amino acids. Gene Ontology annotation, cellular component: cytoplasm. The transcript is spliced from 12 exons. The record is from RefSeq and is a predicted model, not a curated record.